UACGAGGGCGGAGCUUUGCGCCGGAAGUAUCCCUCUGUUGUUUCUGGUGGCGCCCUAGCUCGUGGGAGAUGCGGCGGCCACCUUAGGCAAGGAACCUAAGCCGGGUUUGGAGAGAUACGAACGCAGUUUGGAGCUGGGGCGCCGGGCGGCGCUCUCGGGAAGAUCAUGGGCUCCACUAAGCCCUGGGGAGAAUGGUUCCUGAACCUGAGGGUGCCGCCCGCCGGAGUGUUCGGCGUGGCCUUCCUCGCCCGGGUCGCCCUGGUUUUCUAUGGGGUCUUCCAGGACCGGACCUUGCUCUUGAGGUAUACGGACGUAGACUACCACGUGUUCACCGAUGCCGCGCGUUUCGUCACCCAAGGGCGCUCCCCUUAUCUGAGGGCGACCUAUCGUUACACCCCGUUGCUGGGUUGGCUCCUCACUCCCAACAUCUACCUCAGCGAACUCUUUGGAAAGUUUCUCUUCAUCAGCUGUGACCUCCUCACCGCUUUCCUCUUAUACCGCCUUCUGCUUCUGAAGGGGCUGGGGCGCCGGCAGGCUUGUGGCUACUGUGUCUUUUGGCUUCUUAACCCCCUGCCGAUGGCAGUGUCCAGCCGAGGCAAUGCGGACUCCAUUGUCGCCUCCCUGGUACUUAUGGCCCUGUAUCUAAUAGAGAGAAGACUCAUCGCAGGUGCUGCUGUGUUCUAUGGUUUCGCGGUGCACAUGAAGAUGUAUCCAGUGACCUAUAUCCUGCCCAUAACUCUCCACUUACUGCCAGAACGCAACAACGAUGAAGGCCAUCGCGAAUCCCGGUGUUCUUUCCGCUGUCGUUUGUACGAAUUCUCGAAGAGGCUGUGUAGUCGGGCAGUGUUGCUCUUUGUAGCCGUAGCUGGGCUCACAUUUUUUGCGCUGAGCUUCGGUUUCUACUAUAAAUAUGGUUGGGAAUUUUUGGAGCAUACCUACCUUUAUCAUCUGACUAGGCGGGAUAUCCGUCAUAACUUUUCUCCAUACUUCUACAUGCUGUAUUUGACUGCAGAGAGCAAGUGGAGUUUUACCUUGGGAAUUGCUGCAUUCUUGCCACAGUUCAUCUUGCUUUCAGCAGUGUCUUUCGCCUAUUACAGAGACCUUGCCUUUUGUUGUUUCCUUCAUACAUCCAUUUUUGUGACUUUUAACAAAGUCUGCACCUCCCAGUACUUUCUUUGGUAUCUCUGUCUUCUGCCCCUUGUGAUGCCACUUGUGAGGAUACCCUGGAAAAGAGCUGUCCUCCUCCUGAUGUUAUGGUUUAUAGGGCAAGCCUUAUGGCUGGCUCCUGCGUAUGUCCUUGAGUUUCAAGGAAAGAACACCUUUCUGUUUAUUUGGUUAGCUGGCUUGUUCUUCCUUCUCAUCAACUGUUGCAUCCUGAUUCAGAUUAUUUCCCAUUACAAAGAGGAAAACUUGAGAGAGAGAAUCAAAUAUGACUAAUGUUUUUUCUAGAUCUUCUGCCACUUAGGUUACAUUGACUUUUCUGUAUGGACCAGAAGAGAGCUUUGGAAACUUUUUUUGAACAUUCUAAGCGCUCUAAUGAAAGUUGCCUUGUUCCAACAGAAAUUAAAACCAAUGUUUGCCUUAUAUAUAAAGAGGACUCGAUAAUUGAGGUCCACCCUGUAAAAAAUCUUAGGAAUUUUUACUUGAGCACACUGGGAAGUAAAGGUUACUUGUUUGAAAAUGCAAAGGCUAAUGAAACUUAUCAGAUGCUUAAAGUUCUUGUCAUUAAGAGACAUAAGGUCUAAGCCAGUAUUUGUUUCAAGUUUAUUGUGCCACUGUCUUAAGCUGUGUCUUAUCUUCAGCACCCCACUUUUUCUUUAUGAAGUUUUUCUGACUGCUGUGAAAACUACAGAGUAUUCCUAAAGUGCAGGGUUUUUGUUGUUGUUGUUGUUUUUAAGAUGUGAGGCAUUAAAUAGUACUACCGUGCUUAGUUGGGAAAGUUUUAAAGUUUCGUGUUAAUUGUGGGGGUUUAGAAGAUAAGUAACCCAACAAAUUUUGUAAUCAUGUUUCAUGUAUUUGUUUUGUAUAAUUUAGUUAUAAUUUGUUUUAUAUCUUAGAUUAUUGUUUGGUUUUAUACAAAAAGAAUUAAAUUUAAAUUCACCCACCUUUA
Molecule: messenger RNA, 2110 nt
Organism: Ictidomys tridecemlineatus (thirteen-lined ground squirrel)
Lineage: Eukaryota; Metazoa; Chordata; Mammalia; Rodentia; Sciuridae
Gene: Pigm
Product: phosphatidylinositol glycan anchor biosynthesis class M
Biological process (GO): GPI anchor biosynthetic process
Cellular component (GO): glycosylphosphatidylinositol-mannosyltransferase I complex; membrane
Molecular function (GO): GPI mannosyltransferase activity; alpha-1,4-mannosyltransferase activity
Source: RefSeq, a predicted model, not a curated record